This is a messenger RNA of Poecilia latipinna (sailfin molly), 6152 nucleotides long. Its product is annotated as centromere protein F. NCBI's taxonomy places the organism in Eukaryota, Metazoa, Chordata, Actinopteri, Cyprinodontiformes, Poeciliidae. The record is from RefSeq and is a predicted model, not a curated record. Gene Ontology annotation, molecular function: dynein complex binding; microtubule binding. The transcript is spliced from 17 exons. Gene Ontology annotation, biological process: regulation of G2/M transition of mitotic cell cycle; metaphase chromosome alignment; mitotic cell cycle. The coding region runs from base 225 to 4886 and encodes 1553 amino acids. Gene Ontology annotation, cellular component: nucleus; spindle pole; chromosome, centromeric region.
UGCCGCCCCGGGUUCUGUUGGGUUAUCAGUGGGACAGAUCCCGCGGUAUUUUGUAGCUCAUAUAAAAGCUGUCAAGAUUCGGGUUGAGUUUUGUCCUGUGUCAGGUUGCUGUUUGACUCCGUGGACGCCGGUGUUUGGCUCCGUGACCGCUGUCACGGCCGUGCUGUCCCCGGCUGAUCGCGCUCUUUGUGACGCUCUGAAGUGAAUGGCCCAGACGGACAGAGAUGAGCUGGGCUGAGGAGGACUGGACGGUGGGCCUCUCUGGGAGGGUCCUGCAGAAGGUGAAGGAGCUGCAGGUGUUUAAGGAGCGACUGUCCAGAGAGAACAAGCAGAAGCAGCUGCAGCUGGACAACAUUCAUACCAGCCUUGAAAAACAAACAGCGAAGUAUGAGGCGGUCCGUGGGGAGCUGCAGUUUGUUCAGAGAGAUCUGCAAAGCGUUCGGGAGGAGGCCGAGGCGGCCGUGACCGCCAGAGAGCGCCUCACCCAGGAACUUCACACCAAGCAGGCCCAGGUCUGCUCUCUGGAGGGGCAGCUCGACGCGGCUCGUAACCAGAACAACCACCUCAGCCAAGAAAUCAAGAGGUUGGAAGCUGAGCUGGAAAAGCUGCAGAACAGUAGCCGGCGCACAGACACCACUCUGUUUUCCACACCCUGCUGGACUACAUCCUCUCCCUGGGAGCACAAUGGGAGCAGACAGGAAGACAGACCCGGGCAGCGGGACGAAGGACGGAGCGGGGGGCAUCACAUCAGACAGCGGCUCCAGUUUUCAGAAGCGUCCGCAGCUUCGCUGCCUCGACAGCAGCACAAGAGCACACCGCUCCGCCAUCCAUCUGACCAGUCGGAUGUCUUUUCCACGCCCUCGGCGGUGUUUCCAUGGGAACGAGACGACUCUGGACCUGCAUCCAGAAGACGACCUGCGUCUUCUCCUCAGGCGCCGAGUCCUGAGGUCCUGAAUCAAGGCCGACUGGACCGGAGUUCUGAAGAAAGGGUCCACAAGACGGAAACAGACAUAUCUUCGUCAGAGCUGCAGAGUCGUCUCUCGGCUCUGGAGGUCCAGCUGUCUGAGAAGGUCGGGAAUCUGAAGACGGUCCAGAAUGAAAUGGGGCUGAUGAAGAAGGAGCUCGCUGCUAAAGAGCUGGACCUGCAAAAAACCCAGGAGGAGCUCAGCAAGGCGCACACACGGGCGGCUCAGGACAAAGAAAGGGCAUCAGAAGCCGAGCACAAGCUGAAACAGCUUCAAGAGGAGCUCAAGUGCCAGAGGCAGAAUGCAGAGAGCAGUCGGCUGCAGCACCAGCAGCGCACCAAGGAGCUGGAGAAAGUGCAUCAGAAGGACUUGGCGGAGCUGCAGAAGGAGAGGCAGUGUGAGGAGAAGCAGCACCAGCAGGAGGUGAAUAAGCUGAACCAGGAGCUGCAGCAGGCCAGGUCGCUCCACAACGCCCUGCAGGCCCAGGCUGACAAGCUGACUCUGCAGAAGCAGGCGUUGGACAAAGAGCUGGACUCUCUGAAGGAGAAGCUGAAGUGGACAGAGGAGCAGCUGAAGGAGAGCCAGAAGAAAGAGACUCAGACACAAGCCAAGCUGACGGAAGCCGUACGUGAGGCGGAGGGUGUGGCAGUAACCCUGGAGCAAAGCAGGAAGAGAGAGCGAGCUCUGGAGGAGGAGGGGAGGAGGCUGCAGGAGGAGCAGGCUGACACUCUGCGCCUCCUCAGAGAACUGCAGGAACAAAAAGCUCCUGCAGCAUCGACUCAGCCUGCGCCGUUUGGACCCGUUGGACAGAGUUUUUCCUCUCCGUCUCGAGCCGCAGCCCACAGCAGGACCGCAGCUUCCCAGUCAGAGCAGAACAGGGAUGGGAGCAGGUCAGAGGUCACGGCAGCCAGAGAGCCAGGGGAGGGAAUCGACGCCGAGCAGAUCAGCAUCACAAACUCUGAGCGACAACAGAAAGUGGGACAAAGAGAAGAAGCUGAUAAAGACGGAGAGAUCCGGAGAAACGCUGCAGAUGUCAAUAGAGCAACAACUGCUGAACACCCACCGGCGGCAGGAGGCCUGAAGAUCGAACAUGCACAACUUCCUAAAUCCGAUGAACCCGCUUCGUCUCAGGACCUCAAGAGGGAGAACGACGGCCUCCGCUCGGAGCUCCGCGAUGUCCGUGAAGAACUCCAGAGACGGCUGGAGGACCUGGAGGCCCAGCGGCGGGCCGAGACGGAAGCGAGGACCCGCCUCAGACAGCUCAGCCGCAAGCAGUCCACCCAGGCGGCGGAGAGGGAGGAGAGAGAGAAGGACCUGAAGGUAAAGCUGGAGAAUGAGAAGGCUGAGACGGAAAGGCUGAAGAGGAGCCUUGCUGCUUUGGAGGCAGAGAGAAGCAGAGAGGAGGCAGAAAACGAGGAGAAGCAGGAACAGGAGACGAGCACCACUCAAAACGACAGAGAGAGCGAGCUGAUCGAGCUGAACAUGCAGCUGAAAAAUCAGCUGGCAAUGGUGAAAGCUCAGCUGGCUUUGGAACGAGAGGAACGAAAGACGGAGGAAGAGGAGAGAAACCAAAGGAUGAACACAGAUUCUGACGUGAACACAGAGCUGAGCUUGAAGCUCGCAGAGAUCAUGGCCGACGUCGAGGAGCUGAAGCACCGACGAGAAGAAGACUCGGUAGAAGACGAGAAGCUUUCCACCUCCAGCAGCCCCCUGCCCAGCCUUCCUGACGACGAACUCACCUCCAAUACCGGUUGCUCUGACAACAGCCUCCUCUCCUCCCCAGAGGAGCACCUCCUCUUCUGUGAGUCCACCAACCAACGCAACGCUCUCCUGUCCACAGAAGCUGAAGACAUUCUCCGUCUCGGUGGUCAAACAACCAAAGAGACCUCAGAUCAGAUCAAGCUUUCUUCAUCAGACCUCCAGCGGGAUCAGUGCCCGACCUCUGACCUCACUAAGGUGGUGGAGGUCCUGCAGAAAAAGUGUGCAAAGGAGUCAGAGCGGGCCAAAAAGUACAGAGAUAAAUUUGAGGCCCUGCAGAUCCAGGUAACGCGUCAGACCAAAGAGCUGACCACUGCCUUCGAAAAGCAGAGUCAGCACAUCCUGGGCCUUCUUGCUGAGCUGCAGGAGAAAGAGGGCGCCCUCUUGAGCCAGGAAGAGGAAUUGAAGCAAUGCAAGCAAGAGUUGAACCAACUAAAGCUGGAAGAAAACAAUGUGGCAACACUGACAGCUAACAGAGAGACCGAAGGGAGAAACAGAGAUGAAGAGCUUACAGAGAAAUCAGAACUUAAACAAGAAGAAGAGGCUGUUGCUCCUCUUUCCUCGUCAGACUUAAAUAUUCAAAAAGAAACAAUUCAGCCCAACGUUGAGGAGUGUGAAGCUGAAAUGCCUCCACCUGUUGGUGGUGAAGGUGAAAGUGCAGCAGUAACUUCUGGAGAGAGGUCUGCAGUCGGUCCAUGUGGCUCUGUAGGUGAGGUGGAAGAGAUUCAGCUCAGCCAACAUGGAGAGAGAGUCGACACGUUAGCAGAACUUCAUGUUCUCAGGCAGGAAAAGCAGCUGCUGCAGCAGAGAGUCAGGGUUUUGACCAACAUGGACACCAGAGACCAAACUUCACAGACUGACGGCGAGAAUCAGGACAACACAGAAAACACGGCCUGCUUGGCAGGGGACGUUCUGCUCAAGGAAGAGGCAGCGACAGACCAGCAGCUGCUAAUAAAUCUGAAGAGGAGGGAUGAUGAAGGUCAAGAUUUGGAAGGAGAAAACACAAGCAGCAUGAGCGGUGAAGGAAAUGCAGAGGACAUGACUGAGAUCCAGAUAAACCGCCUGCAGGAACAGGUGGAGGCGCUGCUGAGACGAGUCAGGACUCUCACAGAGGAGACGGAGGUCCAGGCCCAAGAGCUCGUCUUAUGGAGACUAGCGUCCCAGCCCGCCUCUGCAGUCCAACACUUACUCACCGACGCAGACGAUGAGAGCGAAACGCUGCGACGGAUUCCUGCUGCCAGUCGGUCUGAACUCGCUCAGACCGGCCACAGCCAGGUCCAGAAGAACCCGGACGCCGUCACGGUCAUCAGAGAGGAUGAAGUAUCGCUCUGCUGCUCCUCUAGAAAGCUGCAGGGUCGCCUGCUGUUCUCCAGACUCCAGAACAGCAGCCUUCCUGAAUCAAAGAGCCUCCGUUCGCCUAAGAAGUCUCUUCAGGGACAGACCCGGAGCGGUGCAGAGUUCGACCCGGAAUCUGAAAAAGAAAACCAGGAGAUAAACUUGCAUUGGUCAGAAAGUUAUCCAGAACAAAACAAAGUGAAGAAAGACGCUAAGCUCAUCCAAGUGUCGUCGCAGAAGAUUGCUCAACACCAUGGAGCCAGAGAUCUCAGCCUCUCAGGAUUGAGUCUAAGCAAAGUGCAACAUUUCCACACAGAAACUCACCAGACCAAACUGGACUCCUUCAGAGGAGCCGGUGACUUUGAAACACCGAUUUACCCCAGUGACAGUAACGUGAAGGUAGAGGCUGUGAGUGUCGGCAGUCAAACUGAGGGCCGUUUGCUUCCUCGUGGAGUUUCCACGGCGUCUGCAGCCACUCAGACCGAGCAGGACUUCAGUGAUGAGGAAGAGUCAGUCGAAUCUCCUCCCGUUUCUCCCGUUUCUUCAGCGGAGAAGACGGAAGCAGGGGACAAAAUGUUGUUCUCAGGUUCUUUUCCCAUCCCGGCCGAUCCGGCUCGUCUCGCUGAGAGGAUCCGCCGCAACAGGGCGCAGCUGUCGGCCGCCUUCGAUGACACGGAGUACGAGCCGUACGGCCUGCCAGAGGUCGUCAUGAAAGGUAGGGUUAUGUUCUCCACUUGGAUAGGUUUUUGCAUUUUCUCCGGCUUCCUCCCAUGUGAUGUACAGGCGACCAAUGACUGCUGGAGGCCCUGCAGGAAUAAGUGGGUAUAGACAAUGGAUGGAUUGUUUUCCUUCCACUUAACGAUUACGUUCUACUUGCAUCUAAGUCAUAAAAUCCCAGUAAAUUACUCAGAUGUUUGAGGUUGUAUCAGGAAAAUGAAAAAUCAGAAAAACCACCAUCAUACAAGCAUUUACUGUGAAUUAUCUGUAAUUGUACAUUACUAAGUUUCCAAGAUAAAAAUGUGUUUUUGAAACAAAAAAUACGAUGAAAUAAUUGAGGUCCCAAUAUAAGUUAUUUCAGUCUGACACCUACAUGCAGACUUAGAGACGUUCGGAUAAAAGCAACAGAAAAGAAAAAGAAACACAAAACACAAAAGAAACAGUCAGAACUGGACUUCUUUAAUAUUUUUGUUAUAAAACAAAUGAACAGAAUUCUUAUUGUUUCUUUUAACUAGAUGGAUCUUUUUGAGGUUAUUAAACCUUAUGAGUCCGCUAGGAAAUAUGACUUUUAAUCGACUUGAGCUCUGGUUUAUAUUGAGCCAAGAUCAUCUGGUUUCAGUCGCUUUAACACAAUUAUGAUGUGGGAGUAACUUGUUACAUUUUAUUUACAAAUCCAGUUACAUUUUGAAACACAAAUAAUCAAAAUGUGCAAAUUAUUGAGCAUUUUAUGUUUGGUUUCCCCAUGUUGAGUCUCGUGCCUUUCGGUCAUCUUGUAAAAUGUUCUGAUAAAGGGAAACAACAAUAUCACUGUUUUUUUUUUUUUUAUUGUUAUAAAGGAUCAACUUGUCUGAAGAUAAAGCAAGUAUUUCUUUCUAUUUCAGUCAGAAUUAAAUGGCCUUCAUAGAUAAACUCAAGUGAUGACGCUCGGAGCUGCAGGCUCCUCUGUCAUGCUGCUGCUGGAACGUCAUGCUUUCCUUUUUAGUUGCACGAACGCAGGUGAAAACUGUUUGAUUUGCUUUUAUUAGGCCACUUUUCAUCAACUUGAACAUACUUUAGACUGUUUUUAUUAAAAUCUUGUAGUCUAGAAUAUUUUUAAAUGAUCUUGAAUUGUUUGAAUGUGCGUAUUAGUGCUUCAGUUGCGUUUUGAGGUGGAAUUAGUGAAGCUACAUUUUAGAAAUGUAUUUUUUUUUUUAUUUCACAUUUUCUGGCUUUUGUUUUUUUAAUUUAAAUGCUGCCGUUCUCUCCUGGCAUUACCUGCUGACUCCACCUGAGCUGUUCAGCCUUCGUCUGACAGUGAGCAGGGAAACUGUUACCUUCCUUCACUGUGGAUGUGUCUGGGUUUUUCCAAUUUCAAUAAAACUUUUGCUCCUGUUUUAA